Anguilla rostrata (American eel) is the source of this 2743-nucleotide messenger RNA. RefSeq names its product deleted in azoospermia-like (gene dazl). Gene Ontology annotation, biological process: positive regulation of translational initiation; 3'-UTR-mediated mRNA stabilization. Gene Ontology annotation, cellular component: cytoplasm. The record is from RefSeq and is a predicted model, not a curated record. Gene Ontology annotation, molecular function: mRNA 3'-UTR binding; translation activator activity. Lineage: Eukaryota; Metazoa; Chordata; Actinopteri; Anguilliformes; Anguillidae. The coding region runs from base 269 to 922 and encodes 217 amino acids. The transcript is spliced from 10 exons.
UAAACACAAUUAUAUUUUCUAUAGAAUAUCUGUUCAGUGUAUCUGUUAUUUUAUAAAUGUAAAAUAUCGCCGCCAGUUGAAACUGUCUAACCGCGAACACCCCCAUUUGGUAGCUGGGUUGGAUUUUUCCAAUUAGGCUGAAAAAGCCGCAGGAGGCCGCGUUCCGGAUCCUAGUGCCGGGUGGAGCCUCAAGUGUUUCCCGCGGAAAGAGUUUUAUGUGUGGCAAAGAGCGAUUAAUUUAUUCAACUAUUUUUAAACUGUUUUAGAAAUGGAGAUUCAGAAGCAAAAGAACGGAUGUCAGAUGUCAAAUGCAUUGAAACUGUCGAACGGAUUCAUUUUACCCGAAGGCAAAAUGACGCCGAACACGCUCUUCGUCGGUGGCUUCGACAUGAAGGUGGAUGAGAACGAAAUCAAGGACUUCUUUGCUACGUACGGCCUGGUUAAGGAGGUGAAGAUUAUCACAUACCGCGGGGGGAUAUGCAAAGGAUAUGGAUUUGUGUCUUUCAAUGAAGAUGUGGACAUUCAGACAAUCAUUGAACAACAGCUGAGUUUUAAAGGGAGGAAACUGAAGCUCGGUCCAGCCAUUAUGAAGGAGCGCAGCUCACGCUCGAUCCAGUCCCAGCUGGUAGGCCCCGCCCCCUGGGUGGGCCCGACCCAGUACAUGUACUGCAGCUGCUGCCCCCCACCAGCAGGGGGUUCCCCCCAAUCCUCCACCCUGCUGAAUGGAGGUGUGCAGUACAUACAGCCUUACUCCUACUCCAGCAUCCCCAGUGUCUUCAUCCCGCAGAUGCCCAUGAGCUACUCACAGGCUGCCUACACCUACCAGUACGCUUCCCCUCACUGGUCAGGAGAACAGAGGACACGGCUCGUCAAUCAGAACUUUGUGGACUGUGGGGUGCAGACGCUGCUGACUCUCCUGUAGCUGCCUGGUGGUGUUAAGCAGCAGCGGCUCGAGAGCGCACGUCCUGAAGAAGAGAAGCUGAGACUUUGUGCAGCGGGACCUUCCAGGUCCACUCAGAACAUUUUAAAGCCGUGGGCAGGAAGUGGGGGAGGGUGGACACAGGAAGUGCCCCGAUCUCCACAGGAAGUGCCCCAAUCUCCACAGGAAGUGCCCUGGACUACACAUGGAACCCUGGACCUCUACCUGGUCCGACUCUUUUAAAAAGCGCUUGACGUUAAACCAUCUCAGGGGGUAAAUGAUGAUGAUGAUGAUAAUAAUUAAAAAACAAAAAAAAAAAGUUUGAUUUCUCAUCUCCCUCUGUGGAUUUAUGGUGGGAGUUCAUUUUCCUUUGAUUAAUUUCCUCCUGUGCCAGAAAGCCUUUUAAAGAAAGCUCACCUGUGGUAUUUAUUUUGAUUUAUAUUUUGUGUGUGAUUAUUUUAAAUGUUUUUUCACCUGAGUGCCCUCUGCUUCGUUUGUUGUGCAUGAGCUAGCAGCCAGUAACAAAGCUCUUGGUGUGUUUUUGCAUCGUUAGUUCUGUGCUUUCUUUUGUGUAUUAAUUGGGAAUCCAGUCUUUAGUAAGUUUACCCCAGUAAAAAAAUCAAAUGUGUGAAGUGAUGUGGGCUACUUUUACUAAUGUUCUUUGUCUUGGGUUCGAGGCGCAAGGCCCUGUGCACCUCUGUGUGAAUCUGUUGGGUAAAUACUAACAAGUAACCGUCCAAAGAGGCUUUGCUUUGGAGCGCACGUUCUAUUUAACUGAUAUCACUGAAAAUGUCAUUAAUUUUGUGGCAGAUUUUAUUUAUUUUUAUCUUUAAGGUGGUGACCGACGGAGCAGGAAGAUUCUUCCUGUUCUGGAGGGUAGAUCACUGAAGUUCUCACUGUUUUUGUUCAAGUUUUUUUAAUUAUUUUUUUUAUUUUUACGGGGUUUGGUUUUGCACGCCUCACAGAAAUUAUGAGCCGUUGUACCCAAAGUCCAAUCAUUGCACCGGUGUCACUGGCAGUGGCUUUUCCUGUGUCCUAGUGAGAAGGACGCAAUACUACAGCGUUUCACUUUUGUUCACUUUUUCUUAUUUAAAAACAAAAAACAAACCAAACAGUUUUGGCUUGCACCAUCUGUUCCGUUUGAAAAGGUUUUGUUUGGUUUUGUUCACAUGUUGAAGUUGCACUUAAAAGCUGUUCACUUUUUCAGAGUCGUUUAAACGAGGUGUGAUGUGUCACUUUGGGGACUGUUCAGUCGGGGGUCUUUGGGUUUGUUUUUGUAUUUUUGUGUACGGGAGAAAAGCUUUUGUGAGUUGAAGUUGAAGUUAAAGCUUUAGAUGCAGCCUUAGCGUUUCCUCUGUUCUCGUCCUGGACCUGCAGUGCUCUUUCUCCGCGGUGGCGUUGCCGUGGGGUCCGCUGGCUGAUCGCUCGGGUCCGGGCCGCGGUGCUCACCUGAGAACACGCGCCAAACCGCCUUUUCCUUUUUUUGCUAGAUGUGCAUAUUCUUCUGCCGCAAUUUGGCUGCAGAUUUUCAUUUCUCGGAAGCCCAGAAUCCCGCCCCCCCCGUCCUGUGGCACUGUGGGUGCUGUGAGUGCGAGGCGGGGGGCGGGAUCGGGCGAGGCUUGAUUGACAGCCAGAUUUCGGCGUGUCUGAUUUGAAGAGAGCAGAGAGCAGGUAAUCACUUGAGUUUUUGAGGUUUGGUUUUGUUUUUGUUGUGGUGUUACCGGUGAAUAACGGUUGAAGUUUGUGUUUCUGGUGUUCUGUUUGUUGCAUUUUUUGUUUGUUUGUUUGUUUGUUUAAUAAGAAAUAAAGUUUGUUUGCACAGCU